Molecule: messenger RNA, 2360 nt
Organism: Gopherus flavomarginatus (Mexican gopher tortoise)
Lineage: Eukaryota; Metazoa; Chordata; Testudines; Testudinidae
Gene: CCDC51
Product: coiled-coil domain containing 51
Exons: 5
Coding region: 191-769 (192 amino acids)
Source: RefSeq, a predicted model, not a curated record
GCUUCCGUCUGACUUUAUGCGGCCACCGUACGGGUUCAGAGGCCCGCUUCCGAAUUCACCCGGGAGUGGUCAGCACUGCGCGUGCCCGAGAUAGGAGAGGCAAGGGUGUGGAACCGCGGCACGCGCACAGAAGCGGGCAGCCCGGCGGGCAGUGGUUUUAAUCAGUGAUUGGAUUCAAUAUUUAGAUCUCAUGAGGUGUAAUGGUACCAUAUUCUCAGUGUGGUAUGGCAUGCAAUAUCGCCAUUCGUUUAUACCGAGGAGCCAAAGAAUGAAUUUACAUGUAGUGAGGACUUACUGCUCACCAGUACCUAAGAGGCCUGAGACUAAGACUGCAAUGGAAAUGGCCAUGAUACUUUUUCAUCGGAUGACAGAAGUAGGGAAAGUUUUUGGAAGAAACUCCCUCAAAAGAAUCUCUACAACAGUCAAAAGUUGGUGGGAUAGAUAUGAAGAGUUCGUUGGUCUUAAUGAAGUUCGAGAUGCUCAAGGAAAAGUGACAGAGGCUGAAAAAGUGUUUAUGGUAGCUCGAGGGAUCGUACGAGAAGCUCGUGAGAGCAUAGAAGCCCAUCAAAUCAAACUGAAGGAAGUUCGCGAUCGUUUGGAUCGAGUAUCCCGGGAAGACACCCAGUACUUAGAACUGGCUACCCUGGAACACAGAUUGCUGCAGCUCCACUUCUCCAUCUCUUUAUGUGGUGUGGGAAUUACAACCCUAAGAGCAUCCCAGUGCCAGAGGGGAAGGAACUCACUAGUAUCAGAUUUUUUUUUUCUCUGAAUGCCUCACAAUCGUUCAUCUGCAUUCAGCUCAGACUGGUGGUAAGAAGCCCAUUCUGAAUGAGGCAAUACUCAGUUUAGUUGUGAACAUAUAGAUGAGUAAACAUCUGUCAUCUGACAGAAAACCAGUUUUCACCUGCACUGGUGACCAAUACCUACAGACUUUUAAAGAACAUAUUUUCAGUAUGUAUACCUAACUCCUUACUUUGUAUUUGUAUAUACAUUUUGAUGACCAGAGUGACACAGCCCUCACGAUACUCUCUGGUGAACUAAAAUGUAUACAGCAGACCCAUGUGAGGCCUGUAACCCCUCUGCACCUACUUGUCAAUUGGCAUUAAGAAGUUCUUGGGUCACAGGCAGUGAUUAUAAUUACUUUAUUAGGGACUGUUUUAGUGGAAUGGAGGGGAUCUAGGAGACAGUUGUAAAAGCUGAGGCAUCAGAAAUGCAUAGUAUGCUCAAGUUUCAAGAUGAAAUCUGGUUAAAUUAGUAACUUUAUUUGGAGUUUAUAGGAUAGGCAUUAGAGCUUUAUUUAGACUUGGAAGAAUUUUAAGUGUGUGUGGGUAUAUGUGUGUGUGUGUGCGCGCACACACACAAAAGCUAUGAUUUAAAAGUUAUUUAGGUUGCAAAGUCACUGAAAUACACCUCUACCUUGAUAUAACACUGUCCUUGAGAGCCAAAAUAUCUUACCGUGUUAUAGGUGAAAUCAUGUUAUAGUGAACUUGCUUUGAUCCAUCGGAGUGCGCAGCUCUGCCUCCCAGAGCACUGCUUUACCGUGUUAUAUCCAAAUUCGUGUUAUAUCGGGUGGUGUUAUAUCGAGGUAGGAAAUGCUAUAUUUAAGUUUGUCUUUGCCAACCUAUAUGUGCCCCCUCGUGCAUAUGCACAAUGAUACAGUCUUUAGUUAUACGAUCACAUACUAUUUUCCCAUAGGACUCUUGCUUUAUUCUCUUGGGGAGAGGGAUAGCUCAGUGGUUUGAGCAUUGGCCUGCUAAACCCAGGGUUGUGAGUUCAAUCCUUGAGGGGGCCACUUAGGGAUCUGAGGCAAAAAUUCAUCCUGCUAGUGAAGGCAGGGGGCUGGACUCAAUGACCUUUCAAGAUCCCUUCCAGUUCUAGGAGAUUGGUAUAUCUCCAAUUAUUUUCUUUUAUUCAAUGCACAUCAUGGAUGGUGCUCAGGGAAUCUUCAUUCAGUGUGUGGUCCCAUACUUCACAUGUAAUCUUAAAAGAAUCUUAAGGUUGAAAAGCCAAGCACUCAAAAGUUAGGAAAUAUUAUAAUCAAGGUUACUUCUUCCCCCGUUUGCAUGUGCAUUAUGGUAGAGACUUCAGCUAUGUGAUUCUGCAUCUUGGCAGGGGGUUAGACCUGAUGAAACUUGCAGUCCCUUCUAACUCUGUGAUUUGGUGCUCACAUACAAUUUUUUCACAGGUCCACUUCUUCAUUCUAUUCUCAAAGUGGACAGUGCUCAGUUAAUGAUUCAGGAUAGUGUACUGAAUGAGACUAGCUGUUGUCUGUAGGGCCUCUGCCUCAUUUUCUGCCAAAGUUGGAAGGUGUGUAGUGAAUAAGGAAGGGGACUGUAAGAAGAAAGAAUGAUCUUGUAUCU